UUACAAACUAACAGGGUUGGAGCUUUAACAGUAAAUCGGGCCAUUUGUAGAACUUAUAUUGAGACAAACAUAUCACAAAAUGUUUAGUCAUUGGAUCUUAUUGGCUUUGGCUACAGUGGCAUUUGGUGCCACCUUUCUCAAGGAGAGAAAGCCAGUAGCCAGCAACAAGCGAGUGAUAUGCUAUCACACAAAUUGGUCCCAAUAUAGGCCCAGCCCAGGCACGUUUAACCCCCCAGACAUCAACCCCAACCUCUGCACCCAUUUGAUGUAUUCAUUCGGUGUAAUUGAUGCUACAACGUUUGAAAUCAUCCCCUAUGAGUGGAACGACGAUGGACCCGGUGGCUUGUACGAGCAAUUUAACAAUCUUAAAAAUCAAAACCCGGAAUUGAAGACGCUCCUCGCCAUUGGUGGAUGGAACUUCGGCAUGGAUGUCGUCUCUGAUAUGAUGGCCACGACCCAAACACGCGCAGCAUUCAUCAACUCGGCACUGACCUUCCUCAGGAGUAGGAACUUUGAUGGACUAGAUCUGGACUUUGAGUAUCCUGCCAACCGUGGUAGCCCGCCAGAGGACAAACAAAGAUUCACACUCCUUUGCCAGGAACUAAGAGCAGCGUUUGAUGCUGAUACAACAGGGCCGACGCUUCUCCUAACUGCCGCUGUAGGAGCCGGGAAAGCAACCGUCGAUUCGGCUUACGAAGUCCCAGAAAUUAAUGCCGCAUUGGAUUUCAUCAACGUGAUGUCUUACGAUUUCCACGGAGCAUGGGAGACUGACACUGACCAUAACGCCCCACUGUAUUCUCGCGCUAGCCAGGCCGGAUCCGAUGACGAGUAUUGGACAACUGAAUGGUCAUCUAAUUACUGGGUAUCUCUGGGCGCUGACAGAGACAAGCUGAACAUCGGUAUCCCUCUUUACGGUAGAUCUUUUACUUUGGCCAACCCAUCAACUUUCGGUCUUGACGCCCCGGCAACUGGAGAGGGAGUAAACGGCACAUGGACAAGAACAUACGGGUUCUUGGCAUACUACGAGGUGUGUUUGGACUUCCUUGGUGCUAAGUACGGUGGAAAUAGAAUUUGGAAUGACGAAAUUAAAGCGCCAUUUGCAUACCACAGUGACCAAUGGGUUGGCUAUGAUGACGUCCCUUCUGUAAUAGAGAAGACUCGCUGGAUAGCUGAGAACAACUUCCCUGGUGUUAUCGUGUGGGCUUUAGACUUGGAUGAUUUCAGUAACCAGUGUGGCGGUGGGGCUUACCCUCUUAUGAACGCAAUUGUUGAUAACCUCGACACAUGCCUAGAUGGAACUCCUAUACCAUGUGGUGGCGCAACUACAACCCAAGGUCCCACAACAACAACUGUUGCUGGUGCUACAACCACCACCGCUGCUACAACCACAACUACAACAGCUGCAACAACUACAACUUCAACAGCUUCUCCAGGUGGUACAUGCACUGACAUGUGCUUAGCAUGCCCCACUUGCGCCUACACAAAUCAUCCAACCGUACAAUGCACAAUGUUUUGUCAGUGUGCUAACGGAGUCGGAUACGAGUUGAAUUGCCCAGAAAAUACAUGUUGGGACGAUUCUUCUGCUCAGUGUACAUAUUAAGUACGUGCGGAUACCAGAGGCAAAGUGCGUGUUAUAUUCCUCGCUUUUAUUGUAUGAUUUUGAUGAUUUUUAGCAUAAAUAAAUUAACAAGCUGGUGUAACCCAAA
Owenia fusiformis is the source of this 1706-nucleotide messenger RNA. The record is from the annotation of a GenBank genome assembly. Lineage: Eukaryota; Metazoa; Annelida; Polychaeta; Sabellida; Oweniidae.